Molecule: messenger RNA, 1330 nt
Organism: Anopheles moucheti
Lineage: Eukaryota; Metazoa; Arthropoda; Insecta; Diptera; Culicidae
Product: caspase-1-like
Exons: 2
Coding region: 61-978 (305 amino acids)
Biological process (GO): apoptotic process; proteolysis
Cellular component (GO): cytoplasm
Source: RefSeq, a predicted model, not a curated record
CGUUUACGAACCACGGAUAGACUGCUGCGAAGGUAACGCAAUUUUCGUCCGGAAAGCAAUAUGAAUGUGUUAGCCGAAACUGACGAUGUGGACAACAACAGUCGAAUUUUGGCCCAAGCGUCGUGCGUUUCCGACAUCAUUGCCUCAUCGGUAGUGCAUGGCAUUGAGAUUGUCGAUGAUGCCCAUUACGAUAUGCGACACGAACAGCGGGGAGUAGCAGUAAUUUUCAAUCAGAUGCAUUUUUUUCAUCAAACCACACGCAAAGGCACCGAUGUGGACUGUGACAACAUGCAGCAAGUGCUGAGCGAUCUGCAGUUUGAGGUGCGCGUGCAUAAGGAUUUAAUGGUGAAUGAAAUAAUGGAAGUGCUCAACGAUCUGGCGGAAGAGAAUCACAAGAACCGCGACUGUUUGCUGGUGGUGAUGAUGACACACGGGCAGGAUAAUGUUUUGCAUGCGAAAGAUCGCACGUUCCGCGUUGAUCGUUUGUGGGAAAAUUUCAUCGGCAAGGCGUGUCCCACGCUGCUUGGCAAACCUAAGCUGUUCUUCAUACAAGCGUGUCGGGGAGAUAACGUGGAUAAAGGUGUUUCUCUGGAGCAGUCUAUCAAACAAGCGGCACGAACGGUUGCAUCAGCCACAGCAAGAGAAUUGCCCCAACCGACCAUACAACCGGGUAGAGCGAAGUCGAUCCAGUAUGCCAUUCCAGCGAUGGCCGAUUUGCUGGUGAUGUACUCCACCUACAAAGGGCAUUAUUCGUGGCGUCACACUAACCGGGGGUCUUGGUUCAUCCGGGCACUAUGCGAUGAACUACGCAUGCACGGCAACAGCAAGCAACUGCUGCAACUAUUGACCGCCGUUUCGCGCAAAGUAGCGUUCGGAUUUCAAUCCGUCGUACCCGGCGACGGCCUUAAGAACAGCAGCAAACAAAUGCCUUGCAUUGUUUCGAUGCUUACGAAAAUUGUUUAUUUUCCUAGGAAAUAACAAAAACUAUCUUGAAAUGAUUGUGAAAUAGAUGAAAUAGGACACUAAAUCAUACCAACAAUUGCAGAGCUAUGUCUAGCAGAUAAUAGGCAAUGUGUCUGAUUCAAGCGACUCUUCAUGAGAGAUCAGAGAUCAAGUUACUAGCUAGAGUUCCAAAACUCGUAAAUGUGAGAUUUGCCAGAAUAAAUACACUCGAAAUCGUGUUGUAUGUAGAACCUUUAUUGCAACUCUUUCUUCACAGGGAAAUAAACAAGCUUCGUUAGCAUCGACACAAUAGAGGGCAUUUGUUUCAUUGCAUUCAUCGUUUCACUCUGCGGAACGUUUGAUUGAUAAUCGUAAGCCACCCUGCGUG